Messenger RNA from Triticum dicoccoides, 1445 nucleotides. RefSeq names its product transcription factor GTE1-like. The record is from RefSeq and is a predicted model, not a curated record. Gene Ontology annotation, molecular function: protein binding. The coding region runs from base 189 to 1238 and encodes 349 amino acids. The transcript has 9 exons. Lineage: Eukaryota; Viridiplantae; Streptophyta; Magnoliopsida; Poales; Poaceae.
CGCUUUCGUCCAUCCCGUGGUCUGUCGCCCCGCAUCAUCCGAAGCGCAACUGCCGCCGCCGAAGCCUACCUCCUCGCGCCGCGCCACCUUCCGCCGCCAACUCGUCAUCGCGUGCCGGCACCAGAGGUUUCCUGGAGGAGAUCAAGAGUGAAGGUACAGACGCUCCCGUGUCGCUCGCACAACCCUAGAUGUCCGUGGUGCGAGGGGCGGCGGUGGAGGGAGCGUGGUCCCUUCCGGCGCCGAUGGAGCCGACCGCCGCCGCGGACGGGCCUCAGGUGUCGGAGGUGGACUCGUUCCGGCGCCAGGUCGAUGACCUCCUCUCCAAGACCGACGUGCUGGAGAAGAGGGUGAACGAGGUGGUAGGGUUCUACAAUAACAAGAAGCACAGCAGUGGAGGGCGCAAGGCUGGCGGCAGGUACGCGGCAAACGGUGCCAGGGACAGCCACGGCAAUGGGAUGCCCGACCUCAUGCGCCAGUUUGCUGGUAUCAUUCGCCAGAUUACAUCUCAUGAAUGGGCACAGCCGUUUUUGCAACCGGUAGAUGUCGUAGGUCUUCAACUUGAUGACUAUCACCAGAUUAUAACAAAACCUAUGGAUUUCUCGACCAUCCGAAACAAAAUGGAAGGGAAGGAAAGUACCACAUAUAACAGUGUCCGAGAAAUAUAUUCUGAUGUUAGAUUAGUUUUUACCAAUGCAAUGAAGUACAAUGCUGUAGGUCACCCUGUUCACAUAAUGGCCAAGUUCCUACUCGAGAGAUUUGAGGAGAAAUGGCUUCACCUUCUCCCUAAAGUUGAGAACGAGGAAAGGGAACAUGAGGAACCAAAUGAUGCUCCAACCAAAAACAUUUCUCCAGAAGCUGCCAUUGCAAAAUUAGCUGAAGAUACUGGUAAUGAGCUGAAUGAGAUUAACAAGCAGCUGCAGGAGCUCCAGAAAAUGGUGGUUCAGAGAUGCAGGAAAAUGACCACGGACGAGAAGAGAAAACUCGGCGCAGGUCUUUGCCAAUUGUCUCCAGAAGAUCUCAACAAGGCGCUAGAGUUGGUCGCGCAAGACAAUCCUAGCUUCCAAACUACAGCAGAAGAAGUGGACCUUGACAUGGAUGCUCAGAGCGAGACGACCCUCUGGAGGCUGAAGUUCUUUGUGAGGGAAGCAUUGGAACAACAGGCGAAUGAAAACACGAAGAGGAAGAACGACAUGUACAAUGCUCUAGCCAAGACCGAUUCGAAACGGAUCAAGAGAUAACUUUAGCGGCUCGGCCUUUCUGAUGGUUCAUGGUAUUUCUGUAGUCUGUAGAAUAGGGCCAUGUUCUCCCUUGUGUGAAGACAUGUUGUAUAUAUAUACGAAGAUGAAUCUGCACUAAGAUAUGCUUGGUCGCACCCGGUCUCCUGUGGCAUGUGUAGCAUGCUAUUGGUAGCUAUAUACGUAAAAUAAAGAGCAAUGUUGAACUCC